UGCCCCCGUUUCCCCCCACCCCGCCGCUGGGCUUAGCCUCGCACGGUCCAGUUAACUUGGGUCCACCCUCACGCCGCCCCGGGGUGCCGUCCGUCGGGACGGGGGGGGGGCGGCGGCGCGGCUCAGGCUCCGGGAGAAAAGUGAUUGCGAACCGGCUUGUGGGGACCAGUGGAGGCUCCGCUGCCGCCGGGAGGUCCCGAUGGGGCAAAGGUUUGGGAAAAGCCUUGACUGCCAAGCCAGUCGGGAGGCGAGGUUCUUUGAGCCCCGAAGUAAAAAAACAGUCACUAAAUCUUGCCUUAGAAAAGAGCAGUUUGGUUGCUUGGGCGAAGAACGGAUCAAAGAUUAAAGGCUGAGAAAGUCGUUGGGAGACUCCGGUGGUUCAUGAUAAAAGUGGACGAGUGUGAGCUAGGGCUGGGCUAGUGAGGCCCGUUAGAAGCAGCCUCCAUUUGGACGAGCUUUGGAAGACUGGAUGCACUAGUGGAAAGAGUGCUGAUCUAGGAAGCAGGAGGCUGCUUCCACAGGGGUCCUAGGUUGCUCCAUUUGAUUACGUCAGCAGCAAAGGAAGCGAACGAGAGACUACGUACCUGGCUGAAUUCAGCUCUCAGCUGUAUCUGAGGAAGUUUCAUUACCCACAGGGGAAAGAGGCAACUGACAAGAAAACCAUCAUUCUUCAGGGAUUUAAGAGACUUAACUUAUAGGAUGAAACGAGAGUGUUACCUGGCCUUGAUCCACGUGCUUCUUACAGUCUGCUUAUGUAUUGUCAUUAUCAGCACUGGGCUGUUUGAUGAUAUCUUCACUGAAGUUGGCUAUGAAUAUUAUGCAGAGGUUCCAGUUCAAUCCUUUCCGACCUUUCUAGCCAUGCCUUUCAAUUCUGUCAUUAAUCUGGGCUACCUGCUGUUGGGAUGCUACUGGCUUCUGAAAAAUAAGAAAGUCAUAGGAAAUGAUGAAGAUGUGAGACAGGCCCAUUACCUGAAAGAUGUCUUUGCAGGCAUGGCCCUGCUAUAUGGUCCUAUUCAAUGGGUACGCAUCUGGACCCAGACUCAUCACUCUGCUGUUCUGGACCAGUGGUUUACCUUGCCUAUUUUUGCUUGGCCAGUCGUCUGGUGCCGCUACCUAGAGGAUGGUUGGCAGCCCUGGUUGUUCCUUUGUAUUGAGUGUAUAUCCCUAGCCAGUUAUGGCCUUACCCUGUUCCACCAUCUUGGAUUUGAUAUAGCCCUAGCAUGUCACAUUCUUGCUGCUGUAUGGAGUGCCAUACAUGUACACCAGGAAUAUGGGGAUCCUGUCUCUGCCACAUAUAUCAGCCUGGCUUUGAUGUCUUGCCUGGGCUUCAUUGUCCUUAAGCUGGGUGACCAUUGGCUUGCUCAGUGGCCUCUCUUCAGGGAACUGACUGGACACUUCUGGUCCAAAACUUGCGACAUCAUGCAGUUCCACUUUGCGUUUUUGUUCUUGACACACUUCAGCUGUCCCCAAAGACGUAUUGCUGAGGAAAAGAACUAAAAAAGCCUCUAUCUUGAGUGUUUUAGUUAAUACAUACAUUUGAAAAAGUGUUCCAGCCAAGUAUAUACAUUCAUUCCAUGUUUAUGCUCAGUUCAUUUUCUGUUUUCCUCGUUUCUUUUGUCCAUGUUUUUCAUGGCCGUUAAAAUAAAAUGUAUUAAUUUAAAAAA
This is a messenger RNA of Phascolarctos cinereus (koala), 1664 nucleotides long. NCBI's taxonomy places the organism in Eukaryota, Metazoa, Chordata, Mammalia, Diprotodontia, Phascolarctidae. The record is from RefSeq and is a predicted model, not a curated record.